Messenger RNA from Salvia miltiorrhiza (redroot sage), 1058 nucleotides. RefSeq lists its product as uncharacterized. Bases 148 to 912 code for a protein of 254 amino acids. The transcript has 3 exons. Lineage: Eukaryota; Viridiplantae; Streptophyta; Magnoliopsida; Lamiales; Lamiaceae. The record is from RefSeq and is a predicted model, not a curated record.
UGGAAUAUUUGGGCUUUAAGCAACCUUUGUUCCAAGUAAUUCUAAAACUCCCUCCACUUUCUCCAAAAUGCCCAAAAACAAAGAAAAAGGAUGAUCAUCAAAAUGUUCCUCAUCAACCCAUUCUAGCCAAUCUCCCUCAACCCAAAAAUGGCGGUGACGCACGCGGAUCUCUCUCCCACGCCCAAAACCAGCAAUCUCGGCAGCAAAACCGGCGCAUUUCUCAUGGUGCUGUCCAUAUUACUCGGCCUCUUCUGCUUCAUCCUCUGCCUCAUAGCCGAGGCCGCCCGUUCCGAGGUGAAAUGGAGAGAUUCGCAAUGCACUUACACGGGCAGCGGGAGGCUGCCCCUCCUAUCCGCCACCGCGGCUUUCGCGGCGCUGGCGGCGGCGAUGGUGGUGCAGCAUGUCUUCCUAUUGGUUGCGGUCAGCAGAUCAAACUCCCUAGUUGAGAUCACUUGGGACCCUGACUCCGAAUUCGCCAAGACGCUGACGUGGCAAGCCGGGUUUUUCUUCAUCGCCACGUGGACAACGUUUGCUGUUGGUGAGAUUCAACUAUUGAUCGGGUUGAGCGUGGAGUCGGGCCACCUCAAGAACUGGGAGGCGCCGCGGGCGAGCUGCCUGGCCAUCCGGCAAGGGCUUUUCACGGCGGCCGGAGUUCUAGGUCUUGCGGCGGUUUUCUUUGCCUCCGGCUUAUACAUCACGGCUCUAAGAGCGGAGCGAUACAUUCAAAUACAAGAGAAUAUGCGACGAGACAUAUUAGAAGUGUCGGUAAUGUAUGCUUCCCCGCCAAGAUCUCCCAACGCCAUCCAGGCAGAUCGCGGCGAGGGACCCACUUUGCCGAGGCAAGAUGAACAUAAUGUUCAUACAUUGGAUUACUAUUUACGAACGUUUGACAAGCAAUCAAGAUUUGUUUGAUAGGAAAUGAUAUGAAGGGAUUGAUUUGUAUAAGACUAUGCAAAAUUGUGAAUGAGAAAAUGAGCAUAAUCUAUAGAAUUUUAGUGUUGUAACAAAUAAUGUAUAUAUUUCCACCAUAAAAUAGAAUAAUUUUUGGAGCAAAUAAA